Messenger RNA from Schizophyllum commune H4-8, 2038 nucleotides. RefSeq names its product FAD/NAD(P)-binding domain-containing protein. Lineage: Eukaryota; Fungi; Basidiomycota; Agaricomycetes; Agaricales; Schizophyllaceae. The record is from RefSeq and is a predicted model, not a curated record. Gene Ontology annotation, molecular function: oxidoreductase activity, acting on CH-OH group of donors. The transcript is spliced from 7 exons. The coding region runs from base 116 to 2038 and encodes 640 amino acids.
ACGGCGGGAGAGCAUAAUAACCCUUCUUCCCUCGCCCGUUCGUUCUCAGCAGACUCCGUCAGUGGCUCUGCCCUCACCCGCGUACUUGCUUUCCGUGCCCCGCUCCUUCUGCACCAUGUCGAACCCUCGAUGGCAGCUCGACGACUACCUCAAGAUACCAGGGCCCACCCAUGAUUCCUUCUACUGUCGCCCAGGCGAAGCCCCCGAACCCGACGCUCGCAAUGGCCCUAACAAUCAGUUUGGCUACCCGCGCCCGGGGCCGCAGUCGCCAACAGCUGCUCAGGCCACUGCCGCGCACUACUUCGUCGAGGACCCGACGUGGGCCAACAUCCUCGACCAUGGCCAAUUCCACGAUAUCGUCGUCGGCAGCGGCAUGUGCGCUCUUGCGUACGUCGACGAGGCGCUCAAAAGGGACCCUAAUCGCAAGAUCCUCAUUCUCGAGCGCGGAGGCUUCUGGCUCCCGGAGCACUUCCAGAACUUGCCCUUACCGUUCAAGCUCGUGCUUGGAGGACCUUCUGAGACGUACCCUUGGCAGCUCACCACGGAGACUGUAAAGAGCCCAGCGAAGUUCGUGCAUGGUUCGUGUCCCUUCUUCGGGGGUCGCAGCACCUUUUGGUCUGCUUGGUGCCCUCGUCCCGUCCACAAGGACAAGGGGAUCGACCUCAUGCGCGAUUUCCCUCAGUCCAUGAAGGACACAGUGGACGCUCCUGGCUUUUGGAAGCGCUGCGAAGACCUCCUCCAUGUCGAGUCCGCCAACCGCAUCAACGACCCGUGCUUUGGCCAGGCACUUCAGCGCGAGAUACAGAGCCGCCUCGACGAUGGACUCCGCGACAUUCCAACUGCGAUCAUGACGGAGCAUGCACGACUCGCCGUCGGACGCAAGCGCGCUAUGGCCAACAGUAUCACCUUCGAUAAGUUCUCCACCCCCGGGCCGCUGCUCGCCAUCUACGAGCGCCAGCGCAAGCUCGCCGAGAAGGGCGAGGGCAGCCCGCUCAUGAUCGCGACGGACGUUGUCGUAGAGCGCUUCGAGCUCGACCCGCAGGACAAGUUCAACCGGCCGAUCGUGCUGCAAACCUCGCGCGGCGCUCUGUGCUUCCCGGAGCGCGCCACGAACAUCAUCCUUGCCGCUGGCGCCUUCCCCAACACGACGAUCCUUAUGAACUCCAUCGGCGACCGUCUCAAGGACCGCGCGGGCUCGCGUGUGUCGGGGCACUAUAUAUCGCACAUCACAGCGCGAUUCCCUAUGUCCCUGCUGGGCAACAUCGAUCACCUGGAGCAUCUGGAGAUUGCGGCACACUACCUAGCCGGGGAGGAUGCUACGACGGGGCUGCAGUACCAUGUCCAGAUCACCGCGAUCCACUCUCCCUACCCCGAUGGUAGGGAUGCGGAGGAUGCGGCGCGGCUGUGCCCCGACUAUGCGGCGGCAGCUACGGCUGAGCAACUUGCUGAUUCGGAGAAACAUAUCCUUCUUGUGUGCGCGACGCUCGGCGAACUAGACGAAACGAAUGCGUCUUCGUGGAUGCAGCAUAACCCGUCGAUCUCAGACGUGACGACAAAUGUCCGCCUGCAGGUCCUCCCCAACACGAGGACCGAGUCUUGUACAAGGGUUAUGGAGGAGGCGACGUAUGAGGCAAUCGCAGUCAUGGCAGGGGGUCAUGAAGGCGAUGUCGAAUAUUGGCACGAUGCGUACGAGGACAAAGGCCCCAUCGAGAACGGGCAGUCCUCCACGCCUGGUCAAAGCGGCGCAGGAUGGAGGAAGGAGCGUCCCCCCGCAAAAUCAGUGCGCGUUCCGGGACUCGUGCACGAGACUUCGACGCUCUACAUGAGCGACAACCUCGACGGCGACCCGCAUGCCUCCGUCGACAGCUUGUACCGUCCGCGCAACUGCGAUAAUGUCUAUGUCACGGGUGGUGCCCUCUUCCCUACAUCGGGGUCAUGGAACCCGACUUUGACAAUGUGCGGCUUUGCCCAAGACUUAGCGAGAAAGCUCGCACGACGGUCCAAUCAACCACCGGGGCCAGUUAUUCCAUGGCCAUAG